AUGAUCCGCUUCGGCUCGGGUCUGGUGAUGGAGCCCGGUGAGGAGGCUGAUCAUUCUUGGGCUGAGCUGACAUCGAGGCUCAAUAAAACAAGCUUCCAAAGCUCCAUCUACAAGACCUACAAGACCAAACCAGCCAUCACAUUCAAGAUGCAGUUCUCCAACCUCGUUACCCUCCUCUCUUCCGUCGCCGCCGCGACCGCCGUCUCUGUCUCCUACGACACUGGCUACGAUGACGGCUCCCGCUCUCUGGACGCCGUCUCCUGCUCCGACGGCGCUAACGGCCUCAUCACUAGGUACGGAUGGCAAAACCAGGGCCAGAUCGCCAAGUUCCCCUACAUUGGCGGCGCUGAUGCCAUUGCCGGAUGGAACUCUGCUAGCUGCGGUACCUGCUGGCAGCUCACCUACAACGGCAGAAGCAUCAAUGUUCUCGCCAUCGACCACGCCGGGUCCGGCUUCAACCUCGCCCUCGGCGCCUUGAACGACCUUACCAACGGCCAGGCCGCUCAGCUCGGCCGCAUCGACGCCCAAGCUACCCAGGUUGGCCUCAACGCCUGCGGUCUGUAA
Messenger RNA from Colletotrichum orchidophilum, 564 nucleotides. Its product is annotated as cerato-platanin. The transcript is spliced from 3 exons. The record is from RefSeq and is a predicted model, not a curated record. Lineage: Eukaryota; Fungi; Ascomycota; Sordariomycetes; Glomerellales; Glomerellaceae. The coding region runs from base 1 to 564 and encodes 187 amino acids.